Molecule: messenger RNA, 336 nt
Organism: Strongylus vulgaris
Lineage: Eukaryota; Metazoa; Nematoda; Chromadorea; Rhabditida; Strongylidae
Source: the annotation of a GenBank genome assembly
AUGCAUAGCACGCUUGGACAAAUGCCACCUAGACGUUCGUUUAUGGCGUGGGCUUAUUUACUGUCGGGGAAUUUCAAUAACGCAUCCAACGGUUAUUCAGACGUAUCUUUUGUUAGCAACUUGAAUCAGGCGAUAGCUCGGCCAGAUCCAAACGAUGAUGCUGGAGCGUCAACGUCGAUGAAAAAUGAUGAUCGUGCAUCCAACGGUUAUUCAGAUGUAUCUUUUGUUAGCAACUUGAAUCAGGCGAUAGCUCGACCAGAUCCAAACGAUGAUGCUGGAGCGUCAACGUCGAUGAAAAAUGAUGAUCGUGUGAGUGUCAGCCGCUGUUAUGUUUAG